CGGCUUUAUCCUUCGUACAUUGGGUCUUGUCGCAAGUGUAUGAGCACAAAUAUUCUCAACAUCGAGCAUGGGUGAGAAGCGCAAGUUCGGCUCUGCCUUUCAGGUCGGGCCUGCAAAUCUGCCCGAUGGCAUGCGCAAGCGCAAAGCGGACCGCAUAAAGAAGGCCCUAAUCGACCGCGCAAAGAUCAAACAAGAUUUUGCCAAAGUCAAGCGGCGGAAGUUGCAAGAGCAGCAGAAAAACGACACUGGACUGCCACAGCGUGAUAUCUAUGCGGACGCGCAAGCAGAAGGCGAGAAAGCCGAAGCCAGCACAGCGGCUGCUGCCCUGCACCCGGAUCGAGAGGCUCUCAUAAAUGGCUCAGUCGAAGAGCUAAGUACUCGGGAGCAUGCCGAAGGAGAAAGUGGCGUCGAAAAGAACAAGGCAAGACGGAAGCGAAAACUGGACCCUUUCGCGAAAGAAGCUUCGCUCGCGCAAAAGCAAAAGGAGGCAGCACAAAGAAGACGGGCCGAGCGGGAGGAGGCAGAGCGACAAAGACAGCAGAAGAUUAGGGAACGGGAAAGAUUGCAAAGGAUGAUCAAGAAAGCAAAGAGACCAACAGCGGACGGGAAGCGAAAACUUGGAAGGGAGAGCGGCUACCUGCUGGAGAAGGUGAAGCAAAUGAUGGAGACUUAGUGCACACAUAACAAGAUGUUCUUGGGUACGAAGCAGCUGCGGAUAUACGUGCUCAUGCAAAGAUACAGGACGCCUGCACCGAGCCCUUGACCAUCAGCCGGCCCGAGAAUAUACGAGUUGAAACGGAUAUGGGCGCGCACGCCAGACUUUCGGUCAACUGCUUGUGUCUCUGCAGUGCAUGUCUGGAUGUGUCUCGAAUCAAUUGCUGCAGACGCAAGCGGAGGAUUGGCAUUGCCCAUCCCAUAGCGAUUCAAGUCGCUGCUGAUGGAAUAUUUGGUCUGACUCAGGAGGCGAUCAAAAGCAUCAUGUGGCCAUACUCAUGUUUGACGGGUUGAAAGUCCGCAGAUGAGGCAAGCACAAUCCGAAGAACGCCCCGCCUAACAGUCAAAACACGAACGGAAGGAGCCAAUAACUAAAACAGAAGGAAGCACCCAGGGAGGCGCGUCCACAAAGACGACGGUUGGCAGAAGCGCGAACGUAAACUCUUACAAGAAACCAUCAUCUAAGGCUUAAACAGGGUGGUUUCGCACGCGCCGUUGAUGGGAGCAGUCAGCUUGUAAAUCUCCGUGUUUUUUUAUUAAAUUGCGCUGCUGGUUUAGAAUAAUAGCUAUGCGCUACCUUUUGCAAAUGGACUGUUCAAAUUCCUUCUCCACCCAACUUACCUCCUUCCAAUCCUCACCUCUACUCCA
Molecule: messenger RNA, 1362 nt
Organism: Verruconis gallopava
Lineage: Eukaryota; Fungi; Ascomycota; Dothideomycetes; Venturiales; Sympoventuriaceae
Exons: 1
Coding region: 68-673 (201 amino acids)
Source: RefSeq, a predicted model, not a curated record